GGUUUUUGAACACUUUUUUUUUUUUUUGAAACGUCUCCCUCGCGCGGCCGCCCGCAACGCUCCCUCCACGGCCGAAACAAAAACGACGGACGACGCCCGACAAACACUGUUGGGCAAGCAACCGACACGGCGGAAGACUGAGAAGGAAAACAGACGAAAGUGGGAAAAGAAGUAAGGCGGAGAGCAAGGGCGCAUUUACGUGCGGCGGAGGGUUUUCUGUUCAAACAAAACCAACACGCAACCCUUCGUUGGAGCGUCUGUUCACGUAUCGUUCGCAGUCAAAAGGAAGCAACACGUACCUUGUAUCUUAUUCUCUGAACAAUUUCGUAAGGCUCCAUAAUGUCCGUCAUGGGACCUACGGCGCCCAUCUCGCUGGAGACCUUGCCUGCUGGUUCCGCAUCUCCUCCCACUGCACCAUGUCCUAUCCCCGUCCCUAUUCCCGGCCUUUCCUCUUCUGGCACCCUAUCCGGAAAGGAUGAAACCAACGUGAAGGCAGAGUGUGGAAGCCCACAAAAAAAGAAACUCAAGCUGGAGGGAUGGGAAAUUGACGAGGAGGAGCCUUUGGUUGAGGAUGUUGCCCCUGCUGCUGAGGCUGAGAUACUUGUCCAAGGGUCACCAUCACAUUCAGUAUCGUGGACUGUCGCAGCGGAAAAGGGUUAUAGAAAGACGUUUGGGGAAAGUUUUCCGUUUGACGGGCGUGGGAGAACACCAAUUCAUCUUGAACUUGAGGAUGUCCAUUGGCCGACCCAAGAGGACCAAGUGACUGGCACGAAAGCAAAACCGACAACCACAUCAGGAGCACACGUCUUUGUUUUGGCUGACGGCCAUGGCGGCGUGGAAGCCCCUCGGUUUUUCGUUGGAGGAGCUACCAGAGUCGUACGGUCUCUUCUUGAGUCUCGUUCUUGGGAAUUUGACAAGGAAGAAGACAGAGUUGCCUUUCGUACUGAGAUUCACACUGCGUUCCAAAUUCUGGAUGCCUCGUAUGCCUCGCGAAAAGUUGAAGAAUAUCGAAGGUGGAUGGAUGCGGGAAGUGACGGAAAAGCCCGCCCGGUAGACGAUGGCUGCACCCUUCUUGUGAACGUAAUCCUCAAUGGAUGGAUUUGUAAUAUAAAUGUUGGAGACUCGAGGACAGUGGUGGGUGCACGACGGUCUGCAGAGGAGGAGGCUGAGGCUGAGGCUGCGUCCUUGGCAUUUGGGCUACCGCCUUGGACGCCUGUGUUCUCGUCGAGCGAUCACAACAUGACGCAUCCCGUCAAGAUUCACCAUAUUAACUCAACCGGAGGUCAAUUUGUCUACCCAUACGGAACCCUCCGCACCAAGUCUGUGCAAUCAACACCAUGCCCCCCUUCCCGUCCUUACACUGAACUAGUUGGGAUGCGUAUUUACCGACCGCCAACUCCGCAAAUCCGUGCUGUGGGUGUCUCACAUCGAAGGACAUUGAAUCUCUCGGCAACGAUGGGCGACUUGCUCUUCAAGGUCGAGCCAGCCGUUCUUAGCUGUAUCCCCGACGUAGAGUUUAUAAAGCUAGAAAAACACCGGAACUAUGUCGUCGUAGCGGCAACCGACGGUGUUUGGGAUCAUAUGAAGAUCCAGAACACUGAGAAGCAGAAUGAAAUCAUUGUAGAUUGUGUCGGAGGUUGGUUAGAUGGCAAGUGGGAUCAGCUUUCGAUUCAAAGAGAGUCGAAAACGACCAGUGGGAUGCUUGCGGAUGGCAUAGUCAACAACAGCGAUCCCGAUUCGCCUUCGACACUCGCAGGUGACAGUCCGUUCGAAGAAGAGUGCGAUGACCCACCACAAACAAUGGCGCCUCCCUCUCCCUCCCCUCUCCCGCCGCAUCGCCGUCUUCAUCUCGCGUCGCGCAUCCUCGUCGAACGUGAACGUCCUGAAGGUCUUGCAGCACUGGGGUCUGACGGGGUUUGUAUCCAUCCGGAUCUAUAUUUCCCCGGACAAGUACGGUACGAUGAUGCCACAGCUUAUAUCAUUCACCUACGAGGACAGUUGUGAUGGUUUCCGUAGUGGUGUUCCUUCUUCUAUGAGUUAGAGUGGAGUGUAUUUAUUCAGGUGGUUCUUGCCACCAAAUCCGUUUUUCGUUUCUUUUUUUGCUUUUUUUCUGUACACAAUACGCUGCUUCGUCGACCCGAAGGUGGGACUGAUACUUUAGAUUCUGUGCAUGUAUCAUCUAGAUAUUUGCAAGAUGUGACGUGGACGGAAAUAAAUCUGUAAUUUAAACGUUG
Messenger RNA from Spizellomyces punctatus DAOM BR117, 2234 nucleotides. RefSeq lists its product as uncharacterized. Gene Ontology annotation, biological process: protein dephosphorylation. Gene Ontology annotation, molecular function: protein serine/threonine phosphatase activity. NCBI's taxonomy places the organism in Eukaryota, Fungi, Chytridiomycota, Chytridiomycetes, Spizellomycetales, Spizellomycetaceae. The record is from RefSeq and is a predicted model, not a curated record. The coding region runs from base 340 to 2004 and encodes 554 amino acids. The transcript has a single exon.